AUGAUCGCUCAAGAUAAAGACGAAGUCUUCAAGCGCGCCGUCUCCGCCGUCCUGUCCCAAUGGACACUUUUGAAUCUGGCAGUUGAGCAUGGCUGGGGCGGCCGCGGCCCGCAGCGGCGCCGGCAGGAGCUCUACGAGUGGCUCCUAAAUACCUUCGCCAUGGGCCGGGUCAACGUGACGUGGCUCGCGGGCGAGCUGAGUGUGCGGCUUGAGGACAUGUUCCACGUUAUCGCCGAAGACGAGUCCGAUGUUGAAGUGUCUCAGCUCCUCGUCGCGCUCUACGAAGGCACGCAGAAGGGAGACUUCUCCCUCGCGACGAAGGUCAUUGAGCAGACAAACAGCUCCUCCACGGCAGCGUCGGUCAACGCCACCCGCGCGCAGAGGUCAGGAGGUGGUGGCGACGCCGGCGAAGCUUCAAGUAGGCACAGCUGCGAUGCGUCCGACGACGACGAUUGCACCAUAGAGGACGAUAUUGCGGGCCUCAUGGCGAACACGAGCAUGGACGCUGCCGACGAAGAGGGGCCCCCGGCGUCAAGAACGCGGUCAAAAACUGGGGGCCGAGCUACAGGUCUAGAAGUUGGCGAAGACGGCUGGGUGCAGGUUGCCCGCGGCAGCCGUCGGCCCCCAGGCUGA
Besnoitia besnoiti is the source of this 633-nucleotide messenger RNA. RefSeq lists its product as uncharacterized. The record is from RefSeq and is a predicted model, not a curated record. The transcript is spliced from 6 exons. Bases 1 to 633 code for a protein of 210 amino acids. Gene Ontology annotation, biological process: maturation of SSU-rRNA from tricistronic rRNA transcript (SSU-rRNA, 5.8S rRNA, LSU-rRNA). Gene Ontology annotation, cellular component: nucleus. NCBI's taxonomy places the organism in Eukaryota, Apicomplexa, Conoidasida, Eucoccidiorida, Sarcocystidae.